Messenger RNA from Olea europaea var. sylvestris, 888 nucleotides. RefSeq lists its product as uncharacterized. The coding region runs from base 1 to 888 and encodes 295 amino acids. NCBI's taxonomy places the organism in Eukaryota, Viridiplantae, Streptophyta, Magnoliopsida, Lamiales, Oleaceae. The transcript is spliced from 2 exons. The record is from RefSeq and is a predicted model, not a curated record.
AUGGACAGAGAAGAGGGGGAAUUUCAGUUUCUUGGGUUCUUCGACAUCUUCAAAGAAUCAUUCGUUAUAAUUUCAUCAUGGAUCAAGAUUUUCACUCAAAUAACAAUAGCCAUGAUCCUCCCUCUUUCCUUAAUCUACUUGGGCCAUAUUCAAAUCUCACAUAUUCUCUUUUCAGACAUCAUGUUCCAUGAAUAUAUUCUUCAUAGAAUCCCAAAGGGCACCCUUGUUUAUACAAUUGCGUCCAUAUACACUUCAAAUGAAAUUAAUCUUAAAAAAGUGAUUAAGGUAGUCCCAAAGGUUUGGAAAAGGCUUAUGGUGACAUUCAUAUGGAAUUCUCUCAUAGUUUUUGCAUACAAUAUUGUAUCUAUAUUGAUAUUCAUUUCGUGGGCUCUUCUUUUUGGAACAGUACAAUUUGUGGGUCCAAUUAUUUUAAUUUCUCUUGCUGUGAUUUACCUAAGUGGGUUUGUUUACAUCAGUAUAAUUUGGCAUUUAGCAAGUGUGGUUUCAGUAUUGGAAGAAUUUUAUGGGCUAAAUGCAGUGGCCAAGAGCCAAGGUUUGAUCAGGGGAAAAACAGGCAUAUCUGCUGCAACUUUUCUUGUACUUAGCCUAAUUUUCUUUGGAAUUCAGCUGGGAUUUGAGUAUUAUGUGGUUCUUGGAUUUGGAGGUGGGGUUGCCUCCAGAAUUUUGUAUGGAAUACUUUUUGUUGUGCUUAUUUGUGUACUUUUUCUUUUUGGGCUUGUGAUUCAGACAAUUAUAUAUUUUAUCUGUAAAUCAUAUCAUCGUGAGAGAAUCGAUAAGCCCUCAUUAGCAGAUCAUCUUGGAGGUUAUCUUGGAGACUACGUUCCUUUGAAGUCUAAGGAUGUACAACUAGGAGAAUUUGAAGCUUGA